Messenger RNA from Paramecium primaurelia, 10059 nucleotides. The record is from the annotation of a GenBank genome assembly. NCBI's taxonomy places the organism in Eukaryota, Ciliophora, Oligohymenophorea, Peniculida, Parameciidae.
AAUAGAUGAAAAAAGUCUUGGUAACACUUCUUAUAAUUGCAGUAGCUAAUGCAAUUGAAGCAGAAAUGAAAGAAAAAGAUUUGAAAACUCGAGAAAGAAGUAAUUCAGUUUAAAUAUUUCAAGGCUUGAGUUUUUAGGAGGCCAAUGAUAUUAAUACAAGGAAGUUUACAUGCUAAAUGGGAUUUGAUUUUUAUGAUUACACUAUCAUAGAGUUAUCUAAGUGGGCUGAUAUUAUAGAGCAUAGGGAUUAAUUGUAAAAGGAUAUCACAAUAAUUGACCAAAUUGUUAGAUUGGUUGGCAAAGCAAAGUAUAUUGACGAUGCCUAAUAAUAAAGUAAGUACUGCAAUAAUUUAGAAAUGUUCGUUCAAAUUACAGGAAGCCUAUAAAAUUCAUUAUUAGAUAUGACGCUUGCUUAACUAAAUCAUUAAUGGGCAAGAGGAAAUCUAGAUCAAUGUAUAGAAUAUAUGAGAUAAUUCUAAAAAACUAAAAGCUAUGAUGAACGUGUUGCUAUGGCAAAUAAAAUUGAAGAUUAUUUAUAGAACAUUAGGUAUUAAAUAAAUAGAAAUUUAAAUGAAUGCUCUUAAUAUCAAUAACCUACAGAUAUGAGACAAAAGAUAAGAGAUUUAUAAAUGAAAAAAAGAGAAUGUUAAUCAAAUGAAAAUAGAAAUGAUAGUUGGGAUAACAGUAAUUAACAAGAAUAUGAAUAUCCAUAAAACAAAGGUUCAACCCAGUAACAAGAACUCCCAAAAAUUUAAGCUAAUCGGAUUAAAUCAUAAGGCCCGUAACCAAUUUUAUAUGAUGACGACAAAAUUUGUCCAUAAGGGGAAGAAGAUGAUACACCAUAAAAUAUUAGCGAAGAACAAAGCGAUGAUUAUUUAAAAAAUAAUAUUUAAGAAGAGUCAGAAGAAUUUGGGAUUGAGUUAGAACCAAACCCAGAUAGUAAUAAAAUUAUGGGGGAGGAAGAAGAUUUAAAUUUGAGUAAUGAUUCUAAAAAAAAAGAAACACGAGAAAUCAUAGUAGAAAGGGAAUUUGGGCCAGAUUCUGAUCAUAAAAAUAAUUAUGAUGAACCUGAUGAAUGCAUUAGUAGUGAGGAAACUCAAUUAGAAUAAGAUGAAAGUGUGAAUAGUGAUUCUGAAAAACAUCAGUAAGAGACAGAUAUCACAAACCCUAAAGUAUAAUAAGAUGAAAAGCCAGAAGAAUAGAAAUAAAUAACAGAAAAAAAUGAGGAGAAAAAAGAAGAAACAGGAGUAAAGGAAAAAGAAGAUGAAAAAGAUAAAGAAAAAGAACAUUAAGAAAAGGAUGAAGAUGAAAAACAAGUUCUAGAUAAAAGUAAAAAUCUUCCUUUAGACAUUCCUCCAGAGGAUGAUGAAGAAGCUAUCGAAGGUGAAAUAGUCAAAACAGAGGGAAUAGGAGCUUCUUCAGAUGGCAGGAUAGGAUAAUAAUAGAAUAAUAAAUAAACUUAAGAAUAAAAUAAUAUCAAAAAUGAAAAUGAAAAAGAAAAAGAAAGUGAUAAGGCUAAAUCCGAAAAUAAGAGUUCAGAUAAUGAUAUAACUAAAAAUGAAUCAAAAAAUAAAGCUACUUAAAAUAAUGAUGAUGAGGGUGAAGAAGACAUUUAUGAAUAAGUAGAAGUAGAAGAACCUGAUGGUAAAGGAGGAUUCAGAAAAGUAAAAAAAAUGGUUAAAAGAAGAGUAAAAAAGACUAAAAAGGUAAUUGGAUAAAAGAGUGGAUCUUAAUAAUCAAGUACUACAAGUUCUUAAACCAGUUCAAGUUCUUAAACCAGUUCAAGUUAAUCAAAAUAAACAUCAGUAAGUAGUUCAUCAACUUAAAACUAAAAAGGCACAUCAGUGAAGGAAGGUGAUUUACUUUAAUAAGGAAAUAAAGGUUAAAGUAAUGGUUAAACUACUAAUGAUGAAGGUGAAGAUGAUAUUUAUGAAGAAGUAGAAAUAGUUGAACCGGAUGGGAAAGGAGGAUUUAAAAGAUUCAAAUAAAUAGUAAGAAAAAGAGUUUAAAAAAUAAAAAAGAAAACUCAAGGAUCUGGAUCAACAUCAUCAUAAAGUUCCUCAAGAUCAUCUAGCUCCUCAAGCUCCUCUAUUUCAUCAACCUCUACUAGUUCAUCAAGUUCUUCUGUUUCUUCAAGCAUGAAUGUUUCUGGAAGUACUUAAAAAUCUACAGACUAAGCGGCCUAAAGUAAACAAAAGGUUAGUCAAUCUGUAGCUGACAGAUUAACUUCAAAAUAUUCUGAAGCUGAGUAAAAAGAAAAAGGAUAGAUUUCAAGCAGCUCGAAAAAUUAGUAAGUUGUUUCUGGUGGAUAAAGCAGUAGUAGCACUUAAAAAGAAAGUGUAAGUAGUAAUAGUUAGGGCUAAAAAUCUGCUUAAAGUUAGACUACCAAGCAAUCAUCAUCGAGCAAUAAAUAAUCUUAGGCUUAAGAAUUAAAUAACAGUAAAUCAAAUAAGAAGGUUGUGAAAACAGAGGAUGGAGAGGAAAUAUGGGAAGAAAUUUCUGUAGAGGAAGUGACUGAAUACACGAUAGAUUCUGAUGGAAAUACCAAUAUUAUCUCUUAAACAAGCACAUAAAUUCCAAAAACAAAAUCUUACUUUUUAAACUCAAUUGGAGAUUAACAAAUCAAUCUUGAUAUUGAAUAAAAUGAUGAUAAUGACUCAUAAAUUUCAGUAUAAAAUGUGCAAAAAAAUGAAUCUUUUUCUAAUGAAGAAUCAAUAAAAAAUCAGGAUGAUUCAAACUAUGAUUAUCUUUAUGAAAAAGAUGGAGAUAAUUAAGAUGAAACUCAAUAAAUUAAUGAAUUCUAAUCAGAAAAUGAACUUGACAAUUAUGAAUAGUAGACUAGAGAAAUAACUAAAGAUCUUUUAUUAGAUAACGAAUAGGAUUAUAUAUAUUAUCAAAUAGAUGGAGAUCAAGUAAUUUAUUAUGAAUACGAUCCUUAAAUGAAUGCUUACCAUCGAGUUAAUAUGAUUGAUCCAGAAUAAUAAAAAUCUCUUAUCAUUUAAGAUUCUUAAUUUGAAGAUUUAUUGGAGAGUGUUAUAGAUGACUAAUAAGAUUAAAAAACUUUGCCAGCAGAAUAGAUAACUGGAUAAGAAAAACAAAAUAAAUUAGAUCAAUAAGACUAAGAAAAUGAAUAGAAAAAAGAGGAUCCAAAAAAAAGUGCUGGAAAUAUUUCGAAUAAUUAAGAACGAUCUAACAAUUAAGUUAAACCUAAUGAUAAUUUAGGUCAGCCUGCUAAAACUGAAAAGCAAUAAAAUGAAUAAAGUGAUGUUUAGGUUGCAGUAGACAACUCGAAAUUAAAUGUAGAUUAAAAUACGGAGCAAGAUUAGAAUAAAGGAAAAAAUGAAUAACAAAAAGGUGAUUAGAAAAAAGAUAAUAUUGGAAAUAUUGUUAAUGAUCUCAUAAAUGAAGAAAAAUUAAAAAUAGAGGGUAUAAGUGUUGAGAAAAAACAGGUGGAAGUAAAGGAUGAUAAAGAGAAAUCUUUAAAAAUUUAAACAUUGAAAGAAGAGUUCAAUCCUAAUGAACCAACUUAGUAUGAACCACCAAAACAUAAAGUUAACACAAGGCCAAAGACAGACAAGGUCAACGUACCAGUUUCAACAAAAUAUGUCAAGUCAUCUUAUGAUGGAGAAGUAGCCGAGUAAUAUGAAUUUGCAGAUAGAGAGCUUCUUUAGGAUUCUGAUGAAUAUGGAUAUGGAUUUUGGAUGAGAUACACUUCAAAUGAACCUAAAGUGCAUGCAAGGAAACCAGAAACCUAUUAUUUUUUAUCUCGAUUAACAUCAAAUCAAGAAUAUAAAGACUUAACUUACUAUGGGGACAGAACUUUAGCUGUUUUUAUAAUAGAGAAUUCUUUUGUUUUUUCAACCUAUGAUCAUUAUGAAAAGAAAAAGGUGAAAGAUUAGAUUGUGGCCCUAAAUGAAGAUUUAGAUAGCAUGUGGUAUUUUAUCUCAUUCUCUUACAGUUCAGCUAAGAAAACAGCUGUAGGAUUUGUUAUUGGAUAUGGGGAUAAUAAUAAGGUUUUGAGGGGUGAAAUUUAAUGCAGACAUGUUCCACCUUAAUAUUUUAAACUCAUGAUUGGUGGAAAACAUAUGUCUUAUGAAGGAUUAAAUGGACAAUUUGCAAAUAUCUUUUACGAUAUUGAUGCUCCAGCAUUUCUAGACACUGAAGCUAAAGUUAGAGAAAUCAUAAAAACUAUUUCCAAUGUUCCCUAAUAAGUUACAAAUUUAAUUGAUUUAGAAGUACUAACAACUCCAAAAUUAUUUAAUGCAAAUACAGCUAGCGAUUCUGUAAUCUUAGAUCCUUAGGAGUCUUAAUUGAUUAUAGAGGAGUAUAGCGUUGCAGCAUGGUUUAGAUGGAUUGAUGACUUGAAGGUCGAUAGCGAGAAUACUUUCUAAAUCUUUAAUUUAAGAUCAAACGAAAAGAAAUCUUAAGGAAAAGGAAUAUUAGGAGACAGAUCGCUUGAAUUGCAUUACAUUUAUGGAGGAGGAUCUAAAAGUUCUGUAUACUUUAAUACUUAUACUAUUGAAGGCAAUAAAGCAAAAGGAUCAACAUACUUAUCAAAAACUGUAUAAUCUCCUAACUAUAUAUGGCAUUAUGGUUAUAUGGCUUACGAUAAUGAUAAAAUGAAAGUUUAUGGUGCUUUGAUAAGACCAGGAAAAUCAGAUGAGAUUAGUUUUGAUCCAAUUCAACACAAAUUGAUAACAAAAUUAUACUUCACUUUAGGAGGAGAUGAUUAAAUAUCCCCUUUUAAUGGUAAAAUUGGAUAUGCAGGAGUAUACUUAGGGCCAGGAUCAUAUCGACAAGCACUUAAUUUUGGUUAAUAGUUUUAAUAUGGAGAUGGUGCAAUGAAUGUAUUUUAAUUAAUGAAACCAAUAUAAUAUAAAGAUGAUGCAUUAGAACCUAAUGUAGUAAGAGAUUGUGUUUAUGAUGCUGAAAAUUCAUUAGUAGACAAGAUUCUGAUUCAUGACGACUCUAAAUUAAAAAUAAAUGGUUAGAGUGAGUAUUCUUUUGGUAUGUGGACUAGAUGGUUGAGUACAAUGCCCAAAUAUUUAGUAUAACGAGGAGCAGUUCACAAUAUUGCUAGAUUUGGUACAUAAUCAUAUCUGAUCGAAUCAAUAGAUGGAAAAUUAUAACGAGCAAAUACAAGACCAUAAACGCCUAAGGAUCAAACUUUAGCUGUAACAUUAAGCAGAGAAGCAUAUGAAUUCUAUACGUAUAGUGCCAAGGAUGAAAUACAAUUUACCAAAUUAGAAGGUUGGUGGAAUUAUAUUUAUUUUGGAUAUAAAAGAUUUGGAGAUAAGGGCACAGCAAGAGGAUAUGUACAAUUUGGUGUAGAUGGAGAGAUUAAGGAGGUUACUUUUGAUAUUUUCCAUGAUUAUCUUUUGGAAUAUGUUGAAUUCGUUGUUGGUAAAUCUUCGGCUCCAUUCUUUAAUGGUUAAAUGACAAAAAUAUAAUGUUCAAUAGGGCCUGGAGCAUUUUUUUCAAGUGCAGAUAAUCUAAGGUUAUUUACUCAAAAUACAUUGCCAGAAAAAGCUUAGAUACAUCCAGUUUCAAGAUAAACGUAACUAUUAAUUGGAACACCAGUAAAUGAGCCAUCGAACCAAUUUUAAUUUGAGAAAUUCUAAGGAUCUCUAGAAUAUGCAUUAUCUGGAUGGGUGAAAUGGAGUGGUUUAUAAAAAUUAGGUAAGGUGUCUCAUAUUAUCACAAUGGCUUAAAAGAGAUUAGCUGAUUUGGAUGGAAAAAAUGAAGAAACUCUUAAAAUUCGUAGAUCUGAUUUAUCUUAUAUUUAUUCUACAUAUAAUUGUAAAGGUGAAGACUGUUCAUAAGUAAUAAAUAAAGAAUAACAAUUUGGAGAAUAUUGGGAUUAAUGGACUUAUAUCUAUUUUGGUUAUUCAACUCCAUUAAAAAGAGCUUUCGGUUAUAUAAAAUAUACCUUUACAGAUGAAAAGUUUUUGCUAGAAGAGAUUAAUCAUUUUUAUCUAGCAGUUUUCAGUAUCAUAAUAGGAAAUCAAUAAGAAAAAUUUUAAGGAUAAAUGAAAACUUGGGUAAUUAAUAUUGGAGAAGGAUCUUUUAGAGAAGGUGGAUUUGAAAGUGAUGAGAAUAUAAAAGUACAUUUUGGUUUUAUAAGUGGCACUGAUCAUAUUAAAUUGUAGCAGGCAGGAUAAGAAGCUCAUCAUGAAGAAUAAGUUCUUGAAUGUUCAGCUAAUGGUAAAGAAGUACCUUUGCAUGUUCAAUUUGAACAAAGUGAUAAACUACAUCUUUAAGGAGUCAGUGAAUAUGGUUAUGGAUUUUGGUCAAGAUUUUAACACUUUGCAAAUAAGGGUGUAUUAUAUUAGUAACCAUAAUGGAUGGGUAUGGCUAGAUUGACAAGCUAAAAAGAUUAUAAAGAUUUUGAUUAACCAGGAGAUAGAGUUCUAUUGGUUUUGAUGGGUAAAAAUGUUUAUCAUUUCUCAACUUACAAUGUGUAACCAGCUUCAAAUAAUGUAAAUGGAAAUAUACCUUAUGCAUUGGAAUCAGAGAGUGAAUGGACUUACAUUUAUUUUAGUUAUAAGAGAAUUUCUUAAACACUUGGACAUGCAGUAGCCUUUACUUCAUUUGGCGAAAUCACACCUGGAAUAUAAAUGGAUGUAUUACAUAAUUUACUCUAAAAUUAUUUGUAAUUGACAAUAGGACAUGCUGGCAAAUAUUAUCCAAACUUUAAUGGACAAAUCACUACAGUUAGGUUCAAUUUAGGACCUGGAGCAUUUAUUGAAAAUACUGCAGGCGUAAUAGCUAGAAUUAAGACUAAAGAUCCUAAGCCAGAUAUUCUAUCAAUUCCGAAAAAUUAUGAAAUAUUUGUUGGUAAAUAAGAUGCUUAAAAACUGAAAAUUGACAAUCCUAUAAUAAUUGAAUAAGAAGCUAGAGAAUACUCAGUUUAAAUAUGGUUCAGAUGGUUCAAGACACCAGUACAACCCAACUAGGUGAUUUAUAGACUGUCUUCAAAUAGGGGUGAAAAUGAUGCCUCAAAGAUCGGUGAUAAAGUGUUAAUGUUAUCUCACAUUGGAACUGCCUUAUUCAGUACAUACACUUUAUAAGAUGCAGUAAUGAAUGUUCCUUUCGAAUGUAAUAUUCCAAAAUAAUAACUUGAAAUUUGGACAUUUGCAUAUUUUGCUUAUUCAAAAAAGGAAAGAAAAAUUCAAUAUUAUUUGAAAGCAGAUGCUCAUGAAAAUAGAGGUUUGGAGCCCAUACUUCAUGCUGUAUCGUCAAAGUUCUGGUUUUAUGUAGGAAGAGACGGAAUUUUGGAAAAUUUUAAUAGUAGACUAGCACAAUUAACAAUUAAUUUUGGUGAGGGUUCAUUCCGUAAAGAAAACUUUUUAUAAUUGCCAGUGUUUAUAAUGGCUUCAAAACUAUUCUCGCAAGAGAAGAAGAAUAAUUGGGAAAAUGCAGGGAAGUUAGUUCUUGGUUAGCCUUAAACUAUAAAAUUCAUGGAUGAACCAGACAAACCAAUUGAAUCAAUGUAGGAAUACAGUAUAGGAUUCUGGUGCAGGUUGUUACAAGCAUGGCCAGAAAGAUUGUAUAAAUUACCAUAGGAAAUGUAAUUAGUUAGAUUGACUUCAAAUGAAUAGAUUGAAGUAGGAAAAAUUGCUAUGGGAGAUAGGAUAUUGGCUUCUCAUAUUGUUUAAGGUCAUUAUUAAUUUUCUACUUAUGAUUUGAAUGAUGAUGUCCCCAAUGAACUAAGAACUAUAGCUUAUUCCAAAUUAGAGGGACAAUGGAAUUAUAUCUACUUGGGUUAUUAAAGAAUGAGUUAAUUAGCUUCUUAUUUUGUAUAUGAUGGAAAAGAAAUAUAGUAAAUUAAAAAUUAAGAUUUACUUCAUAAACCUUUAGGAGACUUUGUAAUUUUACAUAUAGGAGGUGAACCAGAUAUUCCAGGUUUCUAAGGAUUAAUGAGUAAGAUAUCAGUAAAUUUUGGGGUUGGAUCUUUCUUUGGGUUGGUUGAAGAUGUAAAGAAAGCAAUUGAUAAUUCUUUUGCUCUUGAUUAGUAAUUGACUGUUGACUAUAUUCAUAAGUAGAAACAUGGACAAUAAGAAUUGAUUGGUAAAAUGGAAACUGUGACAGAUGAUGUCGGUGGUACAGAAUUAAGAGGGGAUACUUGGUCAUCUGUUGGUGAAUAUGCAAUCAGUGGAUGGUUUAAAAUUACUGAAGUUAAGGGAUUAAUUGCCAAUGAUUGUCAAAUACUAUUUAGAGUUACAAAUAAUGAUAAAGAGCAUUUGAAUGACAAAAGAAUACAGGGAGAUAGAACACUUCAUGCCUCUGUUUGCGUAGAUUCUAUAAAACUAUCCACUUACACAAUAAAUGGAUUGAAAGAUUGGAAUGAAGCUAAGUUUUUAGAAGAAAAGAUAGAACUUGGUCAUAACAAAAAUGCAUGGAUUUAUAUCUAUAUGGGUUACAAUGAAGAUAUGUAAGAGGUUCAUGCAUUAUUACAUUUAUUCGAUAAUGAUAAACCAAUUGUAUUCAAAGGAGUCUAACACUAUGUACCACAUUACACUGGAAUAUAUGUAGCCAAAGAUCCAUUCACUAAAAGAUUCUAGGGAGAUCUUUAAAAUUGGGUGGCCUAAUAUGGGUAAGGAGCUUUUGUAAGUAUUCAAAAAAGAGGUUAUGAAGAUAUCUUGCCAAAUUACAGAGCUAAAACGACUAAUCAGAAAUACAUGUGGUUUAACAAGGAGGAAGGAGUUAUGGAAACCGAAUAGGCUAUAACUUAAGUCUUCACAACUGAAGUUGAAUCUGUUGAUGAAUAUUCUAUAGGUGUAUGGACGAGAUGGUUAAUAUCAUUUCCAACAACUCUCACUGAAAGAUAAGAAAGACAUAAUAUUUUCAGGUUUUCAUCUAAUAAAGAAGACUAAGACAAAAGUGAAUUAGGAGAUAGAGUCUUGACAGCUUUUUUAACUCUUGGAAAUUAUGAAUUUAGUACUUAUGAUGUACUCAAAACAUCAAAUUCUGUUGAUGGCAAAUUACCAUAUACAGAAUUAGAAGGUGCUUGGACUUAUGUUUAUGCAGCUUAUAAAACUGGAUAAUUCUAUGGAAUGGUUUUGUUUAGAGAAUAAUAAAAAGCUUAGCACAUAGAAUUAUAAGUCUAACAUAGAGCUUUAACUGGAUAUGCUAAGUUUGUUUUGGGAGCCAAAGAGUUUGGAUUUAGAGGAUUUCAUGGAUGGUUAUUUGAUCCAAGAAUUUUCCUUGGUCAGGGAUCUUUCAUUAAUGAAAGCUAGAAGGUUGUUGACAUGGUACUCAAAUUGCAUCGCAAAUUACCAGUUCAAACUCUCGAUGCUGAAGAUUUUAAAUGGCCUGUCUAAAUGAUUGAUACUACACUUCAAGAUGAUAUCAACGAUAAAAAAGAUAAAUUUUAAUUUGCAUUUAAUGAUAAACCAGGUUUGGUAGAAUAUUCAUUUGGAUUCUGGAUGUAAAAUGCUGUCUUGACUCCUGAAUUAACUGAUGAAUAUAGAGGCCUUGUUAGAUUAUCAACUAAUAAUGAAGGAUCUGAUGAAAGAUAUAUUGGUGAUAGAACUCUUGCAUUCUUUACUAAAACUGAUGAAAUUGUUGCUAGUACUUACACUCUUAAAGAUCCUACUUUUUAGCCAGUUAGCCAUGCUUUCAAACUAAUACCAUAUUAGUGGACAUUUGUCUACUUUGGUUAUAUUCCAGGAAAGGCCAGAGCUUAUAUAUUAGGAAUUAAGGGACCAACUGAAUAAAUUUUGACUGUCAAACAUGCCAUUCCGAAUGCCUUCUAUUUAAAUUUAAUUAAAGAUUAGUCUCAUCCUUUGUUUUAUGUAAAAAAUUUAAUCUAUAUCUUAGGGUAAAUUCUAUGGAUUUAAACUUUUGUUUGGAUAGGGUAGCUAUUUGGCAAAUCCUUAAGAAAUGAUAGAAAAAUGGCCUUAUGACCCUAAAGUACUACCACCAGCUCCGAAAUAAGAGGAAAAGGUUCUAUCACUAAAUUCAGCAAAAAUAGAUAGAGCUUAAAAUAAAGAUCAUGAGUAAUUUCAUGAAUGAUUAUUUUUGAACUCACAAUUUAUACAUUAAAUAAUUUUGAAG